AUAUUUUAUAUAUCCAUUCUUGUUUUCUUUCACCAAAAAAACAUGACUCUUCCACUACUUUUUUUCACACUAUCUCUUCUUUUGGGCCAAUCAAUUUCUGACCCUGACCCACUUCAAGAUUAUUGCAUUGCAGACAACAAAAACACAUUUUUCACAAAUGGGCUACCAUGCAUGGACCCAAAACAAGCCACAUCAUCUCAUUUUGCAACAUCCUCAUUAUCAAAGCCCGGUAACACGACAAACAUGUUCGGUUUCAAUGUCACGCCAACAAGCCCGGUUAACCUACCCGGGCUCAACACAUUGGGCCUAACAUUAGUCCGUGUCGAUAUAGCGGGUAAUGGAAUCGUGCCACCGCAUUCUCACCCACGGGCCUCGGAAGUUACCACAUGUUUAAAAGGGCUUUUACUCGUGGGCUUUGUCGAUACAUCUAAUCGGGCUUUUACGCAGAAUUUAAGCCCGGGUGAAUCGUUUGUUUUUCCGAAAGGGCUUGUGCAUUUUUUGUAUAACCGUGACUCUAAGGAACCAGCAAUAGCAAUCUCUGGGCUUAAUAGUCAGAAUCCAGGUGCACAAAUUGCUUCAAUUGCAUCAUUUGCUAGUAAACCUUUUAUUCCUAAUGAAAUACUUAAGAAGGCUUUUCAAAUUAGUGGUCAAGAUGUUGAAAUGAUUAGGAGGAAACUUGGUGGAUGAUGAUAUUCAAUUAAUCUUAUAUGCAUUUAAUUGUUUUUUUUUUAAUAUUUGAAAAUAUAUAUUUUGGAUUUUUAGGUGGGUGCAUGAUUAUGAUAGAUUUGUAUUUUUUAAAUUUAUAAAAGAAAGAGACAUAUAAACCGUUGUAUUAUAUUAAUACUACAUGUUUAAUUCAAUAAUAUAAAGUAAUUAGACUGUUGAUCCAACUUUUGUAUUGGAUAUUAUUGUGGGGUGAAGAAAUAAGCUUGUUCUCUUUCUACC
Vicia villosa (hairy vetch) is the source of this 945-nucleotide messenger RNA. Its product is annotated as germin-like protein subfamily 1 member 1. Gene Ontology annotation, cellular component: cell wall. The record is from RefSeq and is a predicted model, not a curated record. Bases 43 to 687 code for a protein of 214 amino acids. The transcript has a single exon. Lineage: Eukaryota; Viridiplantae; Streptophyta; Magnoliopsida; Fabales; Fabaceae. Gene Ontology annotation, molecular function: manganese ion binding.